This is a messenger RNA of Scheffersomyces amazonensis, 1082 nucleotides long. RefSeq lists its product as uncharacterized. The record is from RefSeq and is a predicted model, not a curated record. Bases 138 to 938 code for a protein of 266 amino acids. The transcript is spliced from 2 exons. NCBI's taxonomy places the organism in Eukaryota, Fungi, Ascomycota, Pichiomycetes, Serinales, Debaryomycetaceae.
AGCCGAAAAAAAAUUUAGUUAGUGCACAUAUACCAUACAUUUGUUACUACUACUGAAGUAAGAUAGAUUAUAUAAUAUAUCAUUUAUAUAUAGUAUAUAUUGUAUACAUCGUAUAUGGUAGUAAUAUCAAAAGUAUAAUGAAUAAAGGAAAGAUAGUAUCUCGUUCGAAUCUAUACGAUUCAGAUGAGCCAGGGUCAGAAUCUGAAAAUGAAGGUAAUCAGUAUCUGAUGCCUUACAAGAUGGAAUUUGAGUUUAUUGAAGUUGAAAAUAAUAGUGGACUAGAUACAGGUAUAAAUGCCACGGAAUCUCAUGGAUCAAGUGAUAAUCUAGAUACUAAUCAUGAAGAUAAACCAGAUAAUGAUGAAAUGGAGUUCCCAUUAUUUUCAUUUGAUGCUACUACCGCCAAAAGCAAUCAAGUAGAGUCAAAUAAUAUUAAGGAAGAUAACCAAGAACAACAACAAGUAUCAGAAGAAACAAGGAGGCCGAAAAAUCAAAUAAUGAAAGUUAGCUUAAGAGAAGAUUUUGUCGAAGUAAUAAAAAAUGAAAGGCCAAUAUCUUAUUAUUUGGCCCAUUAUUCUGAUCAGGACAAGCAACGAUUUAUAGAGACUGCUUUGGAUUAUGAUGAUAUUUAUCUGCAAAUUAACUCAUAUGGACCUAUGAGUGAUCCUACUCCGUGGAAAGUUACUGAUAUAACUCAACAUAAUUUAAAGAUUGAACAAGAAAAACAACGUAGAAUACUAUCUAAAACCAGAAGAGAAGGUAAAAAGAAGAGAAUUAAUAAGAUAAUAUGCCGUGAGAGACGACUUGAACGAUUGAAAGAGUCUAAGAAACUUGAAAAGCAAAGAAUCGCUAAAAUAAAGAAAAAAAUGUUCCAUAAGAGAGGAGGAAAGAAGAAUAAGAAAUCAGAUAAUGUUAAGCCAAAGUAUAAAACAGAAUAAUGAAUUAUUGAUAGACCUGUGUAUAGAACUGUAUGUAUUGUAAGUAAUAAAAGGUAUUUGGUUGUUUAUCAUUUUUGGAAAAGGGUGUGCGAAGGCUGAAAAAUUGACCCAUUGAACAGAUAACUAAUAUUAUUAAUAGCCAAU